Molecule: messenger RNA, 1638 nt
Organism: Marasmius oreades (fairy-ring Marasmius)
Lineage: Eukaryota; Fungi; Basidiomycota; Agaricomycetes; Agaricales; Marasmiaceae
Exons: 12
Coding region: 1-1638 (545 amino acids)
Molecular function (GO): heme binding; oxidoreductase activity, acting on paired donors, with incorporation or reduction of molecular oxygen; iron ion binding
Source: RefSeq, a predicted model, not a curated record
AUGACCCCCGUUCGCCAGCUUGGUGUGGCAGACAUCGCCAUCAUCGCGAGCAUCGCAUAUCUCAUCCAUCUCAUCAUCAAACGUCGUCGAGCGACAAAAAGUAUCUCUACCCCCCUCAAGGGACCACCCAGCAAGAGCAGAAUAUUUGGAGUUACUCAAGAUCCACAGUUUUUCACCGAUUCUGGAGCACUGUAUGAAGAAUGGGGAGCAAAGUACGGUUCUGUGUAUACGAUUCCCAUGAUUUUGGGGAGGAAGAAGACGGUGUUGUUGGAUCCGAAGGCGAUUAGCAAUUUCUAUGUGAAGGAGACGUCGGUUUAUGUUGGAACGCCGUUUUCGAAGAAGUUUAUUGCGAGAAUUUUCGGAAAAGGACUUUUGUGGGCUGAAGGAGAAAGUCACAGAAGACAACGCAAAGCUCUCACACCGGCCUUCAGCAACGCGGCACUUCGAAGGCUUACUGCUGUUUUCUACGACUCGGCGUAUAAGCUCAAAACCCAUUGGGACAACCAGCUGGAGAACCACCCGGAUGGAGACGUCAUUGAAGUACAGGAUUGGAUGAAUCACGUUGCACUCGAUAGCAUCGGUAUCGCUGGCUUCUCUCAUGAUUUUGGAUCUUUGGAUGGGAAACCAUCAUCCGUCGUCCACGCCUUUGAAUCUUUAGGGACAGCACCAUCAACUACGUUCGGAAGAAUUCUAUUUUUGCUCUCGUUUGUAUUUCCAUGGUUGUUCUACGUGCCAACGGAGAGAACGAAUAAGCUGUUGGAGCUGAGGAAGAGUAUGACGCAAAUUGCGAAUGAGAUGUUGGCUAAGAGUAGAAGAGCUGGAGAGGACAACUCAAUUAUUGGGUUAUUGAUCAAAGCAGAAAACAGUCAUGAGAAAGGGGAGGGUGAAUUGCAUAUGACCGCGGAGGAAGUGGAAGCUCAGAACGUACUACUUCUUGCAGGAUACGAGACUACAUCAAUCAGUCUUACGUGGGCUCUCAUCGAAUUGAGCAAAUCUCCAGCCAAACAAGAUCUCCUACGUAAAGAACUCCUUGAAACCAAGGGAGGACAAGAUGCUGGAUGGGACGACCUCAUGACAUCUGACAAAUCGCCGUAUUUGGAUGCUGUCGUUCAUGAGGUGUUGAGGUUGCAUCCUCCUUUGGCGGAGACGACGAGAGUCGCAACAGAAGACGACGUACUCCCGCUCUCGGCACCUAUCACCACGAAAGAUGGGAGGGAGGUAAUGUCUUUAUCUAUCGCCAAAGGCACCACAGUAUCCUCUCCCAUCUCCUGUAUGAAUCGCUCGGAAUUGGUGUGGGGCAAACGGGCGAAGGAGUUUAUACCUGAGCGGUGGAUGGAAAGAGCGCCAGGAACUCAGGAGGCUGAGGCUGAGGUUAUUCCGGCGAGUGCGAAAGAAAUACAGGGGUAUAGGCAUCUGUUGACGUUUAGUGAUGGGCCGAGAACGUGUUUGGGGAAGAAUUUUGCGUUGUCUGAGUUUAAGGCUGUUCUCUCCGUCCUCAUCAAGAACUACCGAUUCGAGUUUCCUGAGGGGCCUGAGACGAAGAUUGAGUUGGCUCGUGGUGUUUUGCCAAGGCCGAAGGUGGAAGGCGCGGUGGGACCUAAGAUUCCGUUGAGGGUGAGGAGGGUUGAGGAGGAUUAG